AUGGGCCUUGACAAAAACGAUCCGGGGAAUACUGAAGCUUUUCCUAAGACUUCCGGCGUCGUUACGGGUGAGCAAUCCGACCCGCAACCACCGGAUCCUCGAUGGCCAUAUCUUGGUCGAUGGUCAAAAGCUGUCACUCAACCAAUAAUGUCGGUUCAACAAAAAGAAAUUGGGGUUCCCACUUCUUUUGCUGCUCCUCCUCCUGAAAUUAUUGACACUUCAACGGAACAAGAAACAGGGGACACUCCUCCUACUUCUGAAACCGUUUCCUCUCCUCGUGCACCUGCAUCAACCGACCCUCAUCCACCAGUUCCUGUAACUAGUCGGAUUCAACCAACUGAUGAAUAUACCUCAGUGCCUCUCACCGAUGAACGAGCAGUUGUUCAUCAGGAAACAAACCAGUUGGUCACUUCAGGUCUUACUGAAGCUUCUGAAAAGGGCGACCAAGAAGAUGAACCGAACACAGAAACAAUAUUUGUUCCAACUAUGGGAGCGUGGUCGAAACCACUCCGAUUCACCCCACCUCCAACACCUCCAGAACCUACUACUCCUAAACUUGGAUUCACAGAAGUUGUAAAAAGCCAAAUAGCUUGUUUCUGGCCUACAAUAAAUGAGUCUAUUGUCAAGGGUCACAAGAAUACGAAGGAAAAAUUGGCGUAUCCAGUCCAAACAACCUCCCAAUUACCUAUAGAAAAAUUGCCACCUCAUGUGCUCAAGGAAGACGGUUCCCUCCGUCCGGUAGACUCGCUUAAAAUCCCUGAGAUUUCAACUCUCCCAGUCUGGGUCACCCUUAAGAAUAUCCCAGAUUCUUGCUACUCAAGAUUGGGUAUCAGUCAUAUAGCAUCAGGUUUGGGAGAGCCAAUGCUUACUCAUAGGCCUCGUUUAGAUCCAACAAGUAUGGGGGAAGCUAAAAUUUUAGUGGAGAUUGAGUUAGAUAAACCAUUCCCAAAGCUAAUUGCGCUUGAUGACAAGCAAGGCAACAUCUACUUGGUGGAAGUGGAGUAUUCUUGGAUUCCUAGUGCUUGUGAAAGAUGUGGAGCUCUUGGGCAUAAGGAAAAGAGGUUUCUACUAUCUGCUAAGACUCUUGGAAUAGCUCAUGUCACAAAAGAUACUCAGAAACCUAAUGAAGAGAUCCCAAUGGUGGAUAUAGUUAAGCUGUUGCAACAAUCCCCUGCUACCCCGGCUACCAACUUCGAUCAAAACCCAAGCUCUACUUCCACACACCAAUCGCCUGAGACUCCAAAAAGGUCUUUGCUUACUAGUAAUUCUGAGGACCCCACUGAUGGACCUUCCUCCAAUGUGCCCGAGGUACAUUCUAUUCCUCGUUCUAAGUCUGAUACUACUUUACCAUCGUUAGCAGUCACUGUCGCUGCCCCAUCUGCGUUACAAAUUAUGGAGGAAACUCCAUCUCCCGUACAUAUUAGAGAAGCCUCUCAUACUUAUGAAACGGAGCAACAUUUUGGGGAGAGUUUUAACCAAGACUCACCUCACUCUCAAAACAGAAAUGAAGAAGGUAUGUUAUUGGUUGGAAAAACAUCUGGUUAUAACACGACUAGAGAAGGAAGACCAAUAAAACCGACUCAAAAAGUUCAAGAUAUAGAAUGGAAAACUGUUAGAGGAAGGGGUAAACGAGGUCGUCGCGGCCGAGGGAACUACUAUCACUAA
Molecule: messenger RNA, 1665 nt
Organism: Brassica oleracea var. oleracea
Lineage: Eukaryota; Viridiplantae; Streptophyta; Magnoliopsida; Brassicales; Brassicaceae
Exons: 2
Coding region: 1-1665 (554 amino acids)
Source: RefSeq, a predicted model, not a curated record